Messenger RNA from Coffea arabica (coffee), 538 nucleotides. Lineage: Eukaryota; Viridiplantae; Streptophyta; Magnoliopsida; Gentianales; Rubiaceae. The record is from RefSeq and is a predicted model, not a curated record.
CAAAGUUGGACUUUAGUGAGCUUUCAUUUUCAAUUGGAGCUUUCGUUUUCCAAGAAAACAAAAGAAAGAAAUAAUGGCUGCAGCAGGAGCAGAAGAUGCGGUACUCAAACAAGAAGAGUACCUUGAUGUCCUCACUAAAACUCGUGAGAAAACUGGCAUUUCAAAACCCAGGGGAGAUGUUCAUAGAGACGGGGACUACCAUGGAGCUGUUCAUGUGUGGAUAUAUUCCGAGAGUACUCAUGAAUUACUUCUUCAACAACGUGCUGACUGUAAGGAUUCAUGGCCUGGGUUGUGGGAUAUAUCUAGUGCUGGUCAUAUAUCUGCUGGCGAUUCUUCCCUAUUCUCAGCAAUGAGGGAGCUUCAUGAAGAGCUUGGGAUACUACUUCCAAAGGACGCCUUUGAAUUGAUUUUUGUUUUCCUUCAAGAGUGUGUGAUAAAUGGUGGUACAUUCAUUAACAACGAAUUUAAUGAUGUAUAUGUGGUUACGACAUUGGAUCCAAUUCCUUUGGAGGCUUUUACUCUUCAGGAAUUGUCUUAG